UUUUGUUCGCCUCCGUGGCGAAUUGGAUGUGGUUCCUAUAACUACGCAUAUUUUUGAUCUUGGGAACUGCGUACGCGUUGUCCCUGUUUCUCUUUUAUUUUCAAAAUCGUUGUGAUUGGCGUAGGAGAAGGAGUGUAAUAACUCUACUCAGAGCCUUAUAUUGAAUGAAGGAAUGAAUGAAUCAUAUGAGCUUACAAGCGCUUCAGCCGAAACUACGCGUGUCGCCAGCAUAUUUUGAACAAUAUAAAAUGUCUACGUUGACACAAGUACAAGGUAAUAAAAUUUUUGGAGGAUGGCAAAAGGUAUAUUCACAUGAUAGCACAGAAUUAGGAUGCAAAAUGAAAUUUGCCAUCUACUUGCCACCCCAAGCUGAAGAGGGUCCUGUUCCAGUUACCUAUUGGUUAUCUGGUCUUACUUGUACCGAAGCUAACUUUAGUGAAAAAGCUGGAGCUCAAAAGUAUGCUGCAGAACAUGGUGUGCUGCUUGUCAUACCAGAUACAAGCCCAAGAGGACUGAAUAUCCCUGGAGAAGAUGAUAGUUAUGAUUUUGGCACUGGUGCAGGAUUCUAUGUGGAUGCAACAUGUGAGCCAUGGAAAAAAAAUUACAGAAUGUACAGCUAUAUUACCAAAGAAUUACCAGCUCUGAUCAAUCAAGAAUUUCCAACAUUGCCAGAUAGACAAUCCAUUAUGGGCCACAGUAUGGGAGGACAUGGUGCGCUAAUAUGUGCUCUUAAAAACCCUGGACAAUAUAAGACAGUUUCAGCAUUUGCACCUAUAAGUAAUCCAACGCAAUGUCCAUGGGGAAAGAAAGCCUUUUCAGGAUAUUUGGGAGAGACAGAGGAUAAUAUUACAUGGAAAGAAUGGGAUAGCACGGAAUUAGCAAAAAAAUAUAAUGGCCCACCUCUGGACAUUUUAAUCGAUCAGGGCAAAGAGGAUCAGUUUCUGAAACAAGGACAAUUGUUACCAGAGAAUCUAUUAAAUACUGCAAAAGAUAACGGCAUAGCGCUCGUUCUCAGAUUUCAAGAGGGCUAUGAUCACAGUUAUUAUUUUAUAGCUACAUUUAUCGAGGAUCACUUUAAACAUCAUAUGAAAUUUCUUAAAAAUUAGAUUUACCUGAUGCUGAUGCUUUAUCCAAACAAUAAGAUUUUGAAAUUAUGCUAU
Molecule: messenger RNA, 1160 nt
Organism: Harpegnathos saltator (Jerdon's jumping ant)
Lineage: Eukaryota; Metazoa; Arthropoda; Insecta; Hymenoptera; Formicidae
Product: S-formylglutathione hydrolase
Exons: 5
Coding region: 177-1106 (309 amino acids)
Biological process (GO): formaldehyde catabolic process
Cellular component (GO): cytosol
Molecular function (GO): S-formylglutathione hydrolase activity
Source: RefSeq, a predicted model, not a curated record